Molecule: messenger RNA, 2498 nt
Organism: Haliotis rubra (blacklip abalone)
Lineage: Eukaryota; Metazoa; Mollusca; Gastropoda; Lepetellida; Haliotidae
Exons: 4
Coding region: 170-1120 (316 amino acids)
Source: RefSeq, a predicted model, not a curated record
UGACAUGUUUUGUGCCGUAGACUGCUGUAACUGUACCUCCGCGAGCAGGAGGCCUUACUUUCACAUCUCAUGCCAAGCUAUUGUCGAGCCUCUGGGUCCACAGUUGACAUCUCUCCUACUGUUUUUGAAGGUUUGGUGCCAUCCAUAACAACCUCGAACAGAACAAACAAUGACACAUUCUGACUCAAGUUACCAUCACAUCUAUAUAUGGAUGCCUCUUGGAGUCCAGCAGUUCGGCCACGCAUCUCUACAUUUAAGUAAUGGCGAAUAUAUCAGUCUGUGGCCUAAAGAGGUCGGAGCUAAAUCUGGGCUAAAGAAGAAACGAAGAUUCAACUGCUGCCUUUAUGGAGAUAUUGCAGCAGAGGCCAUGACUCCUGACUAUAUGUAUAGGAUUUCGUCUACACAAUUAGACCUGGAUGAAAUGAUGAAGAGCUGGAAGAAACAAAAGGACAUACCUCUGUAUUCCCUUCUGCGUCAGAACUGUUGCAGGGUAGUGUACAAUGUCCUCCGUGCAGGUGGAGCCCCAAAGAGUCUUACAAUUGUUUGGAGACCAGAAACAUUACGGAGAUAUUUGGUCAUUUACCUGGGAGGUGGAUCAAGCUUAAAGACUCUGCUCAACAUGCCAGGUUGGGAUUCCCCUUUGAAAGAGAAAAUAAAGAUGUACACAUGGGAAGCUAAGGAUGGAAACGAAAGACACUUUGCACUAUCUCUGGAUGAGUCAGUGUACGUAAGUUGGUGGCCCCGUACCUCUCGGGCAGCAGGGCAUGCAGCAGAAAGCUUAAUGGAUGAUCGAUCAACGAUUGGACGAGUGGAGGAUAAGACCUAUAACUUUCCUGACAACGGGAUGGAGUACCACCUGAUGAGGAGACGUUGGAAGCAAAUGUUGGAACAUGAAACAUCUAACAUGUGGGAAACUUCCUCGGACUGGGUGGUGUAUUGGAUUCUGGAGGCGGGUGGCAUUUUUGUUCAUCAAUUAGAGAACAUAAUGAAGGAAUAUGGAAUGUUUGAAACCCGCAGGAGAAAGUUAUCAUUCCAGUAUAAGGAUUAUAAGGAGGGAUGUCGCCGGCUGGAUGUAUCACAGCUAUAUAAAGCGAAUUUGUUCGGAUUUUCAGUUAUGUGAAACAUUGUUUCUUCACAGAAUGUUUGAAACCUUGAGAAGAGAAUGAUGACAGAGAAAAUAUCUACUGAAAUCUGGGAGAAACAAUGUUUGCGUUCAGAUACCUACCGCAUACCCAUAUGCUCUAUGAUACUGUGUCAGCCUUGGCAUUUGAGUGAUGCUGAUUAUCAGAUCAUUCUCAUGCAUUGAGAUGCAUUUAAAUAUACAACUAAGUAAGAUCUUUCAAGCUUACUGGACAAUGGAUCAAGUUCUGCAGUCCAGAUACUUUCCGAAGGUAUUACUUGGUUUGCUUCGAUGGUGGAUACAGCAUUAAAACAUAGCUGAACAGGGAUGAUGUUGGAAGCAAUUGUUGGCGAAGGAUACUAUAUGGAAGAUAUGUCCAAGGUGGUGUAUGGGUCAUGUCGUGGUUUUGGUUGACGAAGUGCUAAAAGUCUCAACUGACGUCGACGCCUUUGGAGAAGAAGCCAUUUCUUUUGUCCUAAUUAGAGAAAGUAAUGUGUGAUACCUUCAGGAGAGAAAGAUGUGGGAGAGAAUAUCAGUAAUGAGGUUUGAUGUCUCCGACUAUAUAUAUCAGGGAUAUAUAAAUCCUUCUGACUGCAGGCAGUAGAUCGGAUUUCCAAUUAUGUGAAACAGUGUUUGAAACCUUGAGCAGAGAAGAGUGACAGGGGGAACAUGUACUGAAAUUAAUCUACUGAACUCAAGUUUCAGAAACAAUAUCUGCGCACAGAACGUUGCUACAUACACACAUUCUGUAUGAACCAGUCCAAUGGCUCUUUUUUUGGUGGUUAUUGUUAUCCUCAUGGAUUUAUUUAGAACCUGCACAAAUAUACGAAAACAUACGAUGUGAUAAAAAUUUGCUUGGUUGUGUGUGCACAUUCAGUUGUACGACCGUUUGGAGACCAGACGCAGUGAUUCUAGGAAUUCACAAGUAUCAACACUCAGGAAAGAGUCGGACAUAAUCGGCUCCGGAACCCCUAAAAUAUUAUAGUUAUAUAUAUUGGGUUUACUAUACUAGCCACAUAAAGAAACUCUGCACACAGAAUAUUCCUUCAGAAUUUGAAUACAACACAGAAAAGACGAAAUGAAGUAGUCACUUUAUAGGUUGAAGUAUCGGACCACCACAAAAUGUCAAAAGAACAUGAGCAAUAUCCGUAACGAUGACGUCAGAAGUUCAAAAUCGAGUAGGGGGUCACACGACGAAGUCACAAAGUCAAUAACGGGUAUGACCACCAUGUGCGUCAAGCACAGCAGUGCAUCGACGAUGAAUAGAGGCUACUGAAUGAGCAUUAGAGGCCUGAUGAAUGGUCUUGGACGUGGUCACUGCCGUCUUGAACCUGUGUCUGAGAAGAGUCACCCGAAUCCAUCUGUCCUGUCUUGGCGU